Molecule: messenger RNA, 7478 nt
Organism: Catharus ustulatus (Swainson's thrush)
Lineage: Eukaryota; Metazoa; Chordata; Aves; Passeriformes; Turdidae
Gene: ADAMTS17
Product: ADAM metallopeptidase with thrombospondin type 1 motif 17
Exons: 23
Coding region: 42-3353 (1103 amino acids)
Biological process (GO): extracellular matrix organization; proteolysis
Cellular component (GO): extracellular matrix
Molecular function (GO): metalloendopeptidase activity
Source: RefSeq, a predicted model, not a curated record
UCGUAGCCGCGCUGCGCGCUCGGCCCCGCCGCCGCACUACCAUGUUUGACGGCUGCCUCCUGCCCCUCGUCGUGCCCUGCCUGCUGCUCUGCGGACUGGACGCCGGCACAGCUGGCGGAGCGGAGCUGGAAGUGGUGAUCCCGGAGCGAGUGCCGCUGGAGAAGAUCCACCUGCUGCCGCCCGGAGGGGAUCGCGGCGGCCCCCGGCGCCGGCGGGCAGCGGCGGCGGAGGAGGAGGAGGCCGUGCUGCUCCGCCUGCCCGCCGCCGGAGCCGAGCUGUACCUGCACCUCCGCCGCGACCUGCGCUUCCUGGCCCGGGGCUUCGCGGUGGAGCGGCGGCGCGGGGAGGCGCGGCGGCCCCCCCGGGAGCAGCUCUGCUUCUACUCGGGACACGCUCUGAACCGCAGCGACUCCUUCGCCUCCCUCAGCACCUGCGCCGGGCUGGUUGGCUACAUCCAGCUUGGAUCAGAGCAGCUGCUGAUCCAGCCUGUGAAUGCAUCUGAGACCUCGUUCAGUGGGAAGGAACAUUUCAUCAGGCGGAGGAGAUCCACCACAGCCGGCCACCCCACCAAGCCCCACGGCCCUGAGGAGCACUGCAAGGUUGUGCCAGAAAAGAAGAGACAAAAGAAAGUGAAGUCCACGAGCGACUGGCGGGAGCGGAGGAACGCGAUUCGCCUCACCAGCGAGUACACGGUGGAGACCCUGGUGGUGGCAGAUGCUGACAUGGUGCAGUACCACGGAGCAGAGGCUGCCCAGAGGUUCAUCCUCACAGUUAUGAAUAUGGUGUACAACAUGUUCCAGCAUCAAAGCCUGGGAAUUAAAGUCAACAUUCGAGUGACCAAGCUAGUCCUGCUUCACAGUCGCCCUGCAAAGUUGUCCAUUGGGCAUCACGGAGAGAGAUCUCUGGAGAGCUUCUGUCAGUGGCAAAAUGAAGAAUAUGGUGGGGCAAAAUACCUUGGUAACAACCAGGUUCCUGGUGCCAGGGAUGACACCCCUCCUGUGGAUGCUGCUGUUUUUGUGACCAGGACAGAUUUCUGCGUGCACAAAGACGAGCCUUGUGACACUGUGGGAAUUGCUUACUUAGGAGGUGUCUGCAGUGCCAAGAGAAAGUGUGUUCUUGCUGAAGACAACGGUCUCAAUCUGGCAUUCACAAUUGCACAUGAGCUUGGGCACAACAUGGGAAUGAGCCACGAUGAUGAUCAUCAGCCCUGUGCUGGGAGGUCUCACAUUAUGUCUGGAGAAUGGGUGAAGGGCAGGAACCCAAGUGACCUUUCCUGGUCUUCGUGCAGCCGAGACGACCUCGAAAACUUCCUAAAGUCCAAGGUGAGCACCUGCCUUCUGGUGACCGACCCCCGCAGCCAAUAUUCCGUGCGGCUCCCUCACAAGCUGCCGGGGAUGCACUACAGCGCCGACGAGCAGUGCCAGAUCCUUUUUGGCACCAACGCCACCUUCUGUAAGAACAUGGAGCAUUUGAUGUGUGCUGGGCUCUGGUGCCUGGUGGAAGGAGACACCUCCUGUAAAACAAAGCUGGACCCCCCUCUGGAUGGCACCGAAUGUGGCGCAGACAAGUGGUGCCGAGCUGGGGAGUGUGUCAGUAAAACCCCCAUCCCUGAGCACGUGGACGGGGACUGGAGCGUGUGGAGCCCGUGGAGCAUGUGCAGCCGGACGUGCGGAACAGGGGUGCGCUUCAGGCAGCGGAAAUGUGACAACCCCCCCCCGGGGCCAGGUGGGAAGAAUUGCCGGGGGGCCAGCGUGGAGCACACGGUGUGUGAGAACCUGCCCUGCCCCAAAGGGGUGCCCAGCUUCAGGGACCAGCAGUGCCAGGCCCACGACAGGUACAGCAACAAGAAGAAAAGCCUCCUAACAGCUGUCAUUGUGGAUGAUAAGCCAUGCGAGCUCUUCUGCUCCCCACUGGGCAAGGAUUCUCCUGUGCUGGUGGCAGACAGAGUCCUGGAUGGAACUCCCUGUGGGCCUUAUGAGACAGACCUCUGUGUUCAUGGCAAGUGCCAGAAAAUUGGCUGUGAUGGGAUCAUUGGCUCGGCUGCCAAGGAGGAUCGCUGUGGGAUCUGCAGUGGUGAUGGGAAAACCUGCAAAGUGGUGAAAGGAGACUUCAACCACACCAAGGGCAUGGGUUACAUCGAAGCCGCUGUGAUCCCUGCGGGUGCCCGGAGGAUCAGAGUGGUUGAGGACAAACCUGCUCACAGCUUUCUGGCUUUAAAAGAUUCCAGUAAGAGAUCCAUUAACAGCGACUGGAAAAUUGAGCUUCCUGGUGAGUUCCAGAUCGCAGGCACCACUGUCCGGUACGUGCGAAGGGGGCUGUGGGAGAAAAUCUCUGCCAAAGGACCAACUAAAAUACCACUGCACUUGAUGGUGCUGUUAUUCCAUGACCAGAAUUAUGGAAUUCAUUAUGAAUACACCAUCCCUGUAAACUAUACUGCUGAAAACAGAAGUGAGCCAGAAAAGCAACAGGAUUCCUUGUACAUCUGGACACACAGUGGAUGGGAAGGCUGCAGUGUGCAGUGUGGAGGAGGUGAGAGGAAAACCAUCGUGUCCUGCACUCGGCUCGUUAACAAGACAAUGACACUGGUGAAUGACAGUGACUGCCAGCGAGUGACCCGCCCCGAGCCCCAGGUCAGGAAAUGUAACACUCACCCCUGCCAGUCACGGUGGGUGACUGGCCACUGGAGUCCCUGCUCUGCCACUUGUGAGAAGGGUGUGCAGCACCGGGAGGUCACCUGUGUUUAUCAGCUGCAGAACGGCACCUACGUCAACACCAGGGACCUCUACUGCCUGGGCAGCAAACCAGCCACGGUGCAGAGCUGUGAGGGACGGGACUGCCUGUCCAUCUGGGAGGCAUCCGAGUGGUCAAAGUGCUCAGCAGACUGUGGCAGGGGAAUUCAGAAGAGAACAGUGACGUGCACAAACUCCCAAGGCAAAUGUGAUGCAGCCACCAGGCCAAGAGAUGAGGAAGAGUGUGAGGAUCACACAGGCUGUUAUGAGUGGAAAACAGGAGACUGGUCCAAGUGCUCCUCGACGUGCGGCAAGGGGCUGCAGUCGCGCGUGGUGCAGUGCAUGCACAAAGUGACCGGGCGCCACGGCAGCGAGUGCCCGGCCCUGGCCAAGCCUGCAGCCUACAGGCAGUGCCACCAGGAGGUCUGCAACGACAAGAUCAACGUCAACACCAUCACCUCACCCAGGCUUGCUGCCCUCACCUACAAGUGCACGGGGGACCAGUGGACAGUGUACUGCAGGGUGAUCCGUGAGAAGAACCUGUGCCAGGACAUGCGGUGGUACCAGCGCUGCUGCCAGACCUGCAGAGACUUUUAUGCAAACAAGAUGCAGCAGAAGAGUUAAUGAAGCUGUGCCACUCCUUAGAGUCUUCCAGCUGUUUGUAUGUAAAUCACAGACUAGUAGGUCUGAGUACUGGAACUUCAUGAGUUGCUACAGCGUGGUGGAUCCCAAAGCACACCUAAUGAGACUUGAAACUAAUCCUACAGACUGGAUACCAAAGUCAUCUGCUCAUCCACCUUAAAAAAACACACAGAAAGGGUCAUCUCAAGGAGCCAAUCAUUUCUGAAUAUUUUGACAUCCUCACAUUUUUCAUUAAUGCCUUUUUAAUAUAUUAGAUCACCAGCCACUGGAUGGCUUGCUACCAUUAAGGAAAAGGACAAGAGUUGCAAAGUGAUUACAUUGGAUAAGGUUAUGGGGACCUCCAUGGAGGAAGGCCUCUGGCAAAAUAAUUCAGCAAAGGUAGAGACAUGACUUAAUCUUUUAAUCUUGGCUUUUAUCUGUUGUUUUCAAUUCCCAGCAGUUAUUCCACUGCAGAGUGGGCUUGGAGGGACAUGCAUAAAUGAAAGGCUUAGUUUAAGGAGAGGAUUUUCUGUAAAAGCUUGUGAAAACUGAUAGCAGAGGAUGGACAUCUCUGAAUUUCCUACAGAAAACUCAGUAUAAUUAUAUCCAACAUUCCAAGUCAUAUUUUUAGAGCCACUAAUAAGGAGUGCUUUUCCUUCUAAUUUUAAAAAACAAUCCUCUGUCUUUUCCCCAGAAUAAUAGAGUUUCUUUUAUGAAACCUAAUUUUUCUCUGAGCUUAAUGAAAUGGAAGCUUAUUAACAGCUGUAGAUAGUUACUUUUAAACAAUCUAAACCAUUUACAUGAGAUGGGAGAAGCCAGAAAUCAUUUCAUCCAGUAGAGCUCAGUGAGGGAUUGCUUGGCCUAAGCUCUCUCCAAUUUUUAGAAGUCAAUCAGAUAAUGAGACUGUUGGUUCUUAGAAGAGGACUGUGAAACCAGAUAGGGUUGGAACAGAAACCGAAUUUGGAACAAUCUUUAUGAAAAGGAUGUAGUGGGGAGCAGAACAGGUGUUUCCUAUCUCUGGGCUCUUUUACACAGCUGAGGUUAUGUAGCUUUUGGAAUAACCAGAACUAGACAGGGAUGCAAGAUAUUUUAAGUGUAACCUGGAGCUUGUGGGAAGCCAGAGGGCUCAGACUUCCAUUGCUUUCCAGGAUUGGGAAUUUCCUCUCUUGUCUUUGAAUGCUCCCUGUGUCACUUCUGUGGUGCUGUCAGGUUUGGUGCUGUCAGAGCACUUCCAGGUGCUGCACACACAAUACUCUGCCAUGUCUCUGCACUUUAAACCAGACUCCUCUCUGUGAUGUGAGACUUGAAACAGGAGCUCUGCCCAGGGCAGGGCUUGUCCCCUCCUUUGUCACACACAUCAGUGACUCCCUAUCACAUCUUGCACCAUUUCCCUGCCAGGGCCCAAGGCCAUGGUUGAGUUUCAGCCCCCUCCUCGAGACAGGAACAGAGCCCUUUGGAUAAUUGCAGCUUUGUACUCGCCCUAGAGCUGUGUGACUCUGGGACUCCUUGGAGCUGAGCACAGAACCAAGCCCAGCCACUCCCCCAGCCCUGGGCCAGGCUGGCUUGCAGCUCACACCUGGCCCCAGGUUGUCUUUGUUGCUGUUGUCUCUUUUUGUCAAUGCAAGGAAGGAUAAAGAUUCUUAGUACCUAACAUGUCUUCAAAGCAAUUUUUGCUUAGUACAAUUCUUUCCAUAUCCAGGACCUCACUGGAAUAACCUAUUAGCAUUUUAUUAAGGGCUAAAUUUUUCAAGCACAGGGAGAUAAUGUUCAUCAACAAACCCUGUGUGGGCUUCACAUUUACAUCUGUGCUUGUUAGUGCAAACGAGUGCAUGUGCACAGGGCUGGCCUGAUGCACAAGGGCACAUUUGCACACCUUUUUUCCUCAAUUGCCUGUCUCAAACAGAUCUGCUUUCCAAUGCCUCAGAUGAUUUUCUCUAUCAGGGAAAUGAUUCCAGCUUGGUUUUUGUUGUACUGGAUUUUUUUUUUUGGCAAUUUAUAAUCAGGAUUAAACCUCCUUUUUUUGUUAUUCCCACCCUGUUGUCCAGCCCAGAGGUUGUGUAAGUUCUUAGCAAUCAAAGGAAAAUUGCUGGCAAGGGUGACAGGAAGAUUUAGACAAUACCAGAUGAUACUCAAUUUGGCAAAAUAACAGGUAGCAGAACUGCUAAUGAGAAAGUUCCAAAAGAUCAAACAGACUUGGUUUAUGUUCCUAAUUCACAGUGGUGUUUCCCCCUUAGCCUGCAGUGACACUGGGACUGUCCUUGCUGCCUCCCUGUCCCCACAGCCACCCCUGAGUCCCCUGACCUCUCACUCGGUUUGGAAUUUGCUGUUUUUCUUCUCAUGGGCAACAUUUUCUCUGCUACUUUGACAGAACUGUGUGAAUUAUCAUUGCUGGGAAUCAAAGGUGCUUCUCCACAGCAGGGAACAUUUUCCUUCUGGUGCUGAUCUAUGACCCUCUCUAGACAAAAGGUAGGACAUAGGAGAGGAAGGAUUUUAGAUUUUGUGUUUUUCAGUAAUAAUUCACUACUGGCUACUGUCCAGAACAGGGUGCUAGGCUGGUUAGACCUGUGGCCUGACCCAGUCUGCUGGGUUCUGGACCCAAAGGACACUUGGGUCCAAGUUCUGGGUCCUGCCUAAGGAAACAGGAGCUUACAAGGGUCUUUUUUCAACCUUAUGAGCACUGAGAAAAAACCACCUCACUCACUCUCACAGCUCACAGAUUAGCAUGCAUCAACCUUUUAUGUUUUAUAAUCAAACCCCCCAACAUUGAUUAAGAACUGAUGGCACAACACAGCUCCAUUUUCUUCAAUUCUCUUACUUCACAUGGUGACAAUCAUCCCAUCACAUAACAGCCAGAAAAAUAAUAACAAAAAAAAAAUCUGUUCAAUAUUCCUGCACUUCUGUUUUUUAUCACUUUAUAGGAGCUUUACAAUGAAGUCACAGCUAUGCUCUGCCCUCAGUUCCACAUUCUGGUGAAAAGAAAAGCUGUUUGUUUCAGUGUAUCUAUGACAAUACUUUUCUUAGUUGUUCAUAAGAGAUUGAUGCUCUUUUGAUUACAGUGGUGGUAUUUCCAUAUUGUAAACAAUACUCUGUACUGUUACUAAAGUACUGUACAUUUCUAGUUGCACAAUUGUGUUAUUGAGUGUAGAUUCUCACUAUCUCAUGUAUGGUGCUAUUUUUUGUUGGUGGAAAAGAAUCUUAGCAGUCGAUUAUUGCUUGAUAUUUUAUUAUAAUACAGGGAUAUAUUCUCCAUGGCAAUAAUAUCAUUUAAGUUUUCUCAUUACAGAGUGAAAUGUAUAUAUUUUUCCAUUAGCUAAUUUGCAUAUGUACUGUAUCCAUGGUAAUUUUCUUCUUGGUGCUGGUUAUAAAUAGAAAAAGAUAAAAAACAGUCCAAGUGAAUGGAACCAGUUGUAAAUGAAAGCCAAAAAAAAAAAAAAAGAGGAUCAUUCCAUUUUGAACAAAUUGAAUAUGUUGAAUAAUAAAUUUAUUUUUUCCAUAACAACUUUAAUAAGGUUUCUGAACUUGAAACAAUAAUUCAAAGCAAACCCAACAGCAUGUAAAUGAAGAGAAAGGAGUGAAGCUGUAAGUGGUACAUUGUGCAUCUGUGUAAUACUGGACUGAGACUGGGAUUUGGUUAAAUCCAAGCCAACUGUUUAAUUGCUGUGGUUGGUGUAAAAGGGCAUUUGGCAGUAAAAUUCUGGCACCUCAGAGUUCUCAGUGUGCUAACAAAACAAGAAAUGAUGGGUCUUGUCCUGGUCAGGCUGCAAAACAAAGCACAGGGAUGUUAAGACCUGAACAUGCCUUGCCAGGUGUGUGGUCAGUGACACAACAGGAGGAAAUUCCUGUGUGGGAGGGGAAUGCCAGGCUCUGUUUGGGAUAUCUGUGUGUGCCUGGGCAGGCUCUGGGGAGGGGGGAGCUUCUGCUUGGGGAGAGGGAUGUUCUGAGAGUGCCUUUGGGGAAGGUUGUUCUUGCUGUGCCUGUGGAGCUCCACAGGCACCCCCUGACAAUGAACAGUGCUGAGCAUGUGGAAGUUUAUAUUGGAGCAAAACCAUCCCAUCCACUGGGAAGGUAUCUGCAUAACCUAGCUGCACUCUCCCCUGGUGUGAAAUAAAUGGAAUUACUUCAGUGCCA